AUGACGGCCAAGAUGGAGACUCCUUUCUACCACGACGACUCCCCGGCCGUCCCUGGUUACAGCCAUAUUGCAGAAUAUGACCGUUACCCGGGAAACAAGAUGCUAAUGAGUAAGAAGGCCGUGUCAGUGAUGAGCAGUCAUCACUUCCCCAGCAGUGGUGCAGCAGGAGGGAGGGUCGGGAACCACCACAACGUGGGGCUCACUGGCAAUAGCUCUUUGAUGACAUCAGCGGUGCCCUCGGUGGAUAUGAACUUGCUGAAGCUGGCAUCCCCCGACCUGGAGCACCUAAUCAUCCAGUCCAACCAGGGACUGGUUACCACCAGCCCCGCGUCGAACUCUAGCAAUCCCUUCAUCUACCGCAACCAGGCGACCAACGAACAAGAAGGAUUUGCUGAUGGCUUUGUCAAAGCACUCGCCGACCUUCACAAGCAGAAUCAGCUGGUGGGAGGUGGCCAUAUGUCCCCGUCCUCGCCCUCCACUGCCUCCCUGCAGGCAACCUACCAGAGGAACCUGAUGCCCGGAGUAGACAUGCCCAUCUACACCAAUCUUAGCAGCUACAACCCGGGCCAAAUGCCAUAUCCUGGGGGACAGAUGGCAUACGGUAGUGGCUCAGGCCAAGGCGGUGGUGGAGCCCCUCAACCCCACAUCCGAGGCCUUGACGCCCCUCAGACCGUCCCUGAGGCACCUAACCUGCGGGGCGACCCCAUGUCCCCACCCUCCCUCUCCCCAAUUGACCUGGAGACACAGGAGCGAAUCAAAGCAGAACGCAAGAAGCUCCGUAACCGUAUUGCCGCGUCCAAGUGCCGUAAGCGAAAGCUGGAGCGUAUCUCGCGGCUGGAGGAGAAGGUAAAGGUUCUGAAAAACCAGAACUCAGAUUUGGCCUCCACCGCUGCCAUUCUCCGGGAGCAGGUCACGCAGCUUAAGCAGAAAGUCAUGAGUCAUGUCACCAAUGGCUGCCAGAUUGCUGUUGCCUCAGCCACUGCCAAGUCUGGAGGUGAAGGCACCGGCAGCGAGGACUCAGGCUGCUGA
Molecule: messenger RNA, 1029 nt
Organism: Anoplopoma fimbria (sablefish)
Lineage: Eukaryota; Metazoa; Chordata; Actinopteri; Perciformes; Anoplopomatidae
Gene: june
Product: JunE proto-oncogene, AP-1 transcription factor subunit
Exons: 1
Coding region: 1-1029 (342 amino acids)
Biological process (GO): regulation of cell cycle; regulation of transcription by RNA polymerase II; regulation of cell population proliferation
Cellular component (GO): transcription regulator complex
Molecular function (GO): RNA polymerase II cis-regulatory region sequence-specific DNA binding; DNA-binding transcription factor activity, RNA polymerase II-specific; transcription factor binding
Source: RefSeq, a predicted model, not a curated record